Molecule: messenger RNA, 3800 nt
Organism: Polistes canadensis
Lineage: Eukaryota; Metazoa; Arthropoda; Insecta; Hymenoptera; Vespidae
Gene: Aasdh
Product: acyl-CoA synthetase family member 4
Exons: 10
Coding region: 495-3536 (1013 amino acids)
Biological process (GO): amino acid activation for nonribosomal peptide biosynthetic process
Molecular function (GO): protein binding
Source: RefSeq, a predicted model, not a curated record
UUGUUUAGUAUGAUACAAAUAAUAAUAAUCGAUUUAUUCGAUAUAUAUUUUAAUUCAACUUUUAAUCCAUGGAGCUUAUAUAUACAAGGAGGAAAUGUGGGUACAAUAUUUACAAUGAAAAAAUGAAUUCUAUUGCCACUAGUGAGCGCGUCUAGUCGCUUAAUCUGGUUUUUAAAAACUAAUUAAAACAAAAACAUCAAAGUGACCUAUUAAUUUUAUUUGUUUAUUUAUAAAAUCACACGUACUUAAAUCUAAAUUAAGAACAUCAUCGUCGCCCUCGUGGAUAAUUAUCGUACUCGAUAUUCAGUCAUUUUUAACAACACAAAUUCGACGCAAACGCCUAUCUCGAUCGUCCUCCUUGUAUAUAACUCCGUUUUUUAAUCGAUACAUAGCAAUGAUCAGAGUAGUAUACAUAACCUAAUUUCAAAAAGUGAAACAGGUAGUUCCUCAAGACUAAACAUUUUGUGUUAAAAGUUGUGAUAUUACUUCUAAUUAUGGAAUCAAUAAAUAAAAAGCAGAAAUUAAAUUAUGAUGUUAAUAACAAAUUCAAAUCUUUGAUUGACAUCAUUAAUUGGAAUUAUUUGAAUAAUACAGCAGUAGAGUAUCAUGAUUUUAAUAAAAUUUAUGCAAUUAAAUAUAAAGAACUUAAUGAAGGAAGGCAUAAAAUUGCUUCAGAAGUGUUAGAAUAUAUAGAACAUUUUGAAUUUAUUGGUAUCAGUGAUGAUGUUCCUGAAUAUUGUGUACCAACACUUAUACUAGGAAUAUUAACAAAAGGUUUCGGUUUUGUUAAUUUACCUUUAAAGAAUGUUGCUACGUACAACAAGUUUUUAUCUACUUUAUACAUAAAAUAUAUUUUUCUACUACAUCCUGUAGACGAUGAAGAUAUUAUUUGUAAAUUUGAAUUAUACGGUGAAUAUUUGUAUUUAUCCAAAGUAAAUGAAGCACAGGAACGAUAUAUAGAAAAUGUAGAAAGUGGUUAUGCUUAUGCGAUUUCUACAUCAGGAUCAACUGGAGAAGAAAAAAUUUGUAAAGUACUUAAUUCUUGUAUAAUACCUAACAUCGUUGAUUUAAAAUUGAUUCUAUGUAUUUCAAGAUUUGAAAAAAUUGCACAGCUGACAAGUUUAACUUUUGAUCCUAGUAUAAUAGAAAUAUUUUUAAGUCUUCAUUCCGGCAGUACUAUGUUUAUGGUAUCGAAAAGAAUAAAAAAUGAUGCUGAUAGACUUUUGAAUGUAAUAUUUUGGAGCCGAGUAACCUUAUUACAAAGUACUCCAUCGCUACUUUUUCAUAGAUGGUGUCCUAAGCAUCUUUCCAGUACAAUUCUUGGAGAAUUUAGUCCAUUGAAGACAAUUAUCUUGGGUGGCGAACCUUGUCCUAAGAUAGACAAACUUAAUGAGAUUAGACAUAUUGAAAAUAACACUAUAUUUUAUAAUAUAUAUGGUAUUACCGAGGUAUCAUGUUGGGCUAGUAUUCAUAAGAUUGUAAGGAUAAAUGAAAAAAAUAAAACAUCCAAUCUCGGUAGAAUCUUAUCUGAAACAAUAUUUCAAGUUAGAAAUAAAGAUGGUAAUAUAGUGUUGGAAGGAACUGGUCAUCUUUACAUUGGAAGCAGUAGUAGAAUAUCUGUUAUCGACGAUGAAGUUUUUCAAAAUAUGAAUAAACCUGUAUUUCGUAAUACCGGUGAUAUUGUACAUAUCGAUUACAGCGGACAAAUAUUUUAUGAAGGAAGACAAGACGAUAUGAUAAAACGAUAUGGAAAUAAAUUAAAUCUAUUAAGACUUAAUAAAAUAGUUAACAAAUUAGAUUUUGUAUAUAAUUGUUAUUCUUGGUGGGAUGCAGAUAGACAGAAAUUGCAUUUGUGUAUACACGCUAUAAUGAAUGGAACUAAUAAGUACGAAUUAAAAAAAGAAGUGAUGUCGCAUUUAGAAAAAUUACCUGAUACUUACAAACCGGAUAAAAUUCAUUUUAUCAAAGAUAUUCAACUUACAACAAAUGGAAAGAUUUGUACAAAAUUUUUACAAAAAAUAUGUACACAAGAUAGAAUUGUAUUGAAUAAUUAUCAAGAUGAGAUUGAAGACAUUUUUAAAAGUUUAUGGGAUAAUUACUUGAAUUCUAAAACAUGUGGUUUUAUAAAAUCAGGUGGAACUUCUAUUAUGGCUCUUCAAAUUUCAACAGAGAUUUGUGAACUUGUAAAUACUCAAUUUCCAAAUUUAAUUGGAAUGCUACUGAAAGAUUCUACAUUUGAAGAAUGUCUGACUUAUCUUAAAAAUAUUUUAUCAUUUAAUUUAAUACCUAGUGAAGUCAAUGUUCCUAUUAAUUAUACAUCUACACAAACAUAUGCAAUUAUGGAUAAAUCAAUUUCAAAUAAUUCAAAUAAAAUAGAUAAAGAAAAUAUAUGUUUGUGGCAAAAAUGUAAUGGAAGAACAUAUAGACAUUUAUCUUUUAAUGAUCAAAUAUUAAAGUCGUAUAAAAAAGUAUCCAACAUUCGUGUUAAAAGUACAUUUAAUUUAAUCAGUUGUGUAGAUUCAUCACCAACUGUAUUUCAGUAUAACAAGAAAACAUUUGUUACUGUAGGUUCACAUUUGGGUGUAAUUUGUACUGUUGAACUUGAAGCAGAAAAUGAUAGGGAUGCCUAUAAAAUUCAAUUUCCAAAUACAAUCGAAGCUUCAAUCGUAGUUUUAGAUAAUUUUAAAGGUAUCGUUGGUUGUUACGAUUAUCAUAUUUAUUGUUUCUGCUUAAAGACAGGGGAAAUUAUUUGGAAAUAUAAAACAGGAGAUAUAAUUAAAUGUACAGCUUUAUUAUCUGAAUCGCAUAAUGUAUUAUAUAUUGGAUCUCACGAUCGAAACAUAUACUGCCUUUCCACCGAAAAUGGAACGAAAAUAUGGAACACGAAAGUCAGCGAAUCGAGUAUUACAGCAAGCGGAAGUUUACAUUCACCAACGAAUUCAGUAUUAUUUGGAACUUUAGGUGGUACUUGCAUAGCAUUAAAUCAAUCAAGUGGAAAUGUUUAUUGGAGACAUGAAAUACUUAGUCCUAUUUUUGUAUCACCUGUUAUACUUCAUAACGGAUUUGUACUUUUUAGCGGAGUAACAGGUGUAUUAGUCUGUUUUGAUAUUCAAGCUGAUACGAAGUUAUGGACAUACCAAGUAAAUAACGUUAUACUUUCAAAACCCAUAAUACAAUAUGAUCCGAUAAAAAAUUGUGAUAAUAUUUUCGGAUUUUCGACCAAGAGUAUGUAUUAUUUGGAAUUAAAUUAUACAAUAGAAAAGCAAGAACCAAUUGUAAAGUAUGUUAAAAAUCCAUCAUUGGAAAUUUAUACCACGCCUUGGAACGAAGAUGGUCAUGCGUGUAUAGCUUGUAAAGAUGGUACAUUAUGUAUCUAUGAACUUUCCCAAGGAAAUAUAUUAUCGAGUAUUAAACUUGAUGGAGAAAUAUUUUCAUCGCCGGUUAUGGCAAAUGGAUUGAUCAUAGUUGGAUGUAGAGAUAAUAAUCUUUACAUUUUAGAGCAAUGCGAAGAAGAUAUCAAAGAUUUUUCAAACUAGUAAAAGGAAGAGUAAUAAAGACAAACUCAAAUUAAUGUAAUAAAAUAUAAACGGAUAUUAAAUCAAUAUAUUUAUUCCAUAGGACUUUUGUAUUACAGUUUACAUUGCCAAUACCAUUCUGAAGAAGAAAAAAAAAGGGAUUUAUUUAUUAUUUAUCAAUGUGUAUGCACAAUACAUCAAAUUUGUUGUACAUAGUACGAAAUUGCGAGUGUUCUUGGUGAUUUUAAGCAAAAAGUGCAAGCAAAAUGGAAAUAUAGAAAAAAA